AAACGAUCCACGAACAACAGUCCUUUUGUAAAAUAAAUAAAAUUAACAAAAUAAUAAUUAAUUAAAACAAAUAUUGACUUUUGUUUGAUCUCCGUGAAUUGUUUGAAUUUUACAAACAAUACAAUAUUCGGUGUGCGUCUUUUGUUUUGUGCACGUUGCGGUGUGUACAGUGAAGUGAUUGAUAUAAUAGAAUUUACGAGAAUUGUUUUAUCAACUGUGGAUUUUGUGUGAUUGAUACUCUUUCAGUCUAAAGUGUAUGUUUGGACUGUGUUGUGUGUUAUAUAGUGUUUUUCAAGCACAGCGUAGUGUUGUUGGAUUAUUUUGACAAAUAAGAACUAUGGAGCAGUCAUGAUACUCACAUCGUCACACUAGGGGGCAGCACUACUCCAGGAUGAGCCUCACCAGGUUGGGUCAGAAAGUGGAAGGGACGGCGGGGAAGAGCGCCAAGGACUGCCCCUGUUACUUCUGCAAUGAACUUUUUGAACUGGGACAGUUACAGAACCACCUGAAGAUAUGUGGCAGUAUACUGGAGCAGUGCCCGCUGCGCUGUGGAGCCUGGAUACAGAGGAAACACAAGGACACACACGUCAAGGACUGCCCCAAGAUGGAAAAGACCCGUAAUUCAUCGAGUCACGUGAGCGUGCCAGCGCCGGCGCCUCCACCACCAGUACCAGUCUCCAACCACACCUGGUCACCACGACAGGUGCCCCUCGAUGACUGCGUGUCCUACUUGGAGAAGGAAGUCGCUUCCAUCAAAUUAGUCCUAACAGAAGAAUCAGGUCACCGCGACGUGCAAGCGACGGAGAUAGAGAACAUUCGUUCGAAGCUGGUUCUGGUGGAGGAACGCAGUCAGCACUUCCUCUCAACCCUCGUGUCUCUAAGAGCAGCGGUAGAUGAUGAGGCCGAGAGGUCUGCCAACUGGGCUGCACAGUUCAAGCACGACUUGGCCAAUGUGCAGCUGGCACUGCAGGAACUACAAAGCCAGCAGCUGACUACAGUGAUGAGACUGGAGAGUGCAGUGAGCAGCCUGGUGCAUGAGCAGCACGAGCGGGAACUGCUGGAACAGGCGCUAACACAACAUGACAAUAGGAUUAGAGCAGUCAACAAACUCGAGGAAGUAAUAAACUAUAUAAGGCAGACGGUAGAAGAGGAACGAGAGAGGAAUGCGGAGAACCGCGCGGCAUUGGAGGCAGAGCUGAUGGAGGCCAGGAGGUCCUCGGAGCAGCUCGCUAACCUGUCGGCUCUGAGGAUGCAGCUGCAGGCCACGUCUGAUGAGAGGCCGGGCAUAGACCGCGUGGCAGUACUAGAAGUGGCGACAGCAGACGCCAGAGCCGAGUUGUCAGAACACUCCACGAAAGUAGACGCAGUACUGAGAGACCUGCGUGCUCUCACCAAGUCUUACCACAAAAUGAGGAACGAGCUCGCUGACUUCCAGUCCAAGGUCACCUUCGAUAGAAAUGAGCUGGGAUCUGAGGACGGUCGUUUUAUAUGGAGAAUAGACAAGUUCCUGUCUCGAAUGAAGGAGGCCAAGGAGAAUGACACCGUGUUGAGCAGCCCUCUCUUCAGGACCAGCAAGUAUGGGUACACGCUGAAGGCAGAAAUCAACCUGAACGGUAUCGGUAAAUGGAAGGGCCGUCACAUUACAUCAACAGUCCGGCUGGUAGCUGGACCGUACGAUGCUCUGCUGGAGUGGCCCUGCGACCUCAACAUCAACAUCAUACUCCGAGACCAGCCCAACAACAGGAGCCAGGCAAUGGACAUAGUGAAGUCACUGCAACUGAAGCGCAAGUCAUCGUCUAAACGUCAUGACUACGAUGACGGUGGUGAUGAUGACAAGACCAAGUCAUCAGAUACCCUGGACAAGACAGUCACCCAACUGAAGAGACAGUACAUCUUUAUACCGCACACCAGUCUAGACAAGUUCGAAUAUGUUAAGAAUGACGUCAUGUUCAUUGAGUUUAUAGUUAAUCAAUAAUUUUAGGGUAGUUUCUGUUUUAUAUUUUAUUUCGGAAGGGUUAUGGUCGAUUUUUGUAGAUUAUGAUUUAUGUAACAGAAUUUUAUGUAAUUUAUUUUGUAAAUUUCGUAAUAAGGAUUGUAAAUGUCCUAUAUUUAAGACAUUUUGUCAAUAAGCCAUGUGUAUUUAUACGUAGGAUACUAAUUCAGUUGCUUAGAUUUAACCCACCCGAGCUUAUAUCUUCACGACAGACAAAUGUUCAAUUAAUAUUGUACCGCAAUGCAUCAACUCACCUCUCAUUAUUCUCUCAAGUUACUUGAGAUCAGUAGAACAAUAUGUUUUCUUCCAUUCUCCUCUAUCAGACGUCAUCACAUGACAAACUUGUUUCUACUUUAUACCAUUGCUUAAAAAAUCUAUCCAUCUUGACUUUGUUUGUCGACGACGUCUUAAUCAACCCGUAUACAUAAAAAGCACUAACUUUAUUACAUGACUUUCAUCACUUUUAAUUCUCAUCAUAUGUAUAUAUAUACCCAAAAAGAUUACCUUACACGCAAAUACUAAAAGGCUACUCAAUUUUAACUUGUACUUAAAUAUCGUGCCAUAUCUGUCAUCCUACAAAGAAAUUGCAGUGACAGAACUAUACUUAAGCUCGACUAAACAUAAGUAACAUUUCAGUACUCGGGCAUUAUUGUGUAAACCAUUAAUUAUUAGGUUAUAUUUCAUGUUCACCACGAAUGAAAUUAAUAAGACUAUAUACAAUUAACUUGUAGACUCUCUAAUUUGUACUAGAAAAAAAUAAAACAUUUCCUUCCUGUAUACAUAUUUUAUUUAUUCAAUAAUUACAUCAACUAAGUAUUUUACUUAUACAUAGGAUUACGACAAAAUUAAUAAAAAUAUUUGUU
Spodoptera litura is the source of this 2856-nucleotide messenger RNA. It is a transcript of the gene Traf-like, whose product is annotated as TNF-receptor-associated factor-like. Lineage: Eukaryota; Metazoa; Arthropoda; Insecta; Lepidoptera; Noctuidae. Gene Ontology annotation, molecular function: protein binding. The record is from RefSeq and is a predicted model, not a curated record.